Messenger RNA from Xenopus laevis (African clawed frog), 4767 nucleotides. RefSeq names its product zinc finger translocation associated S homeolog (gene spindoc.S). Lineage: Eukaryota; Metazoa; Chordata; Amphibia; Anura; Pipidae. Bases 966 to 4343 code for a protein of 1125 amino acids. Gene Ontology annotation, biological process: negative regulation of DNA-templated transcription. The record is from RefSeq and is a predicted model, not a curated record. The transcript is spliced from 6 exons.
UAACCAGCCAGCAGCAGCAGAGAUUUUUGCCCCAAAAUUGUCUGAAAUGGAGGAAAGUGAGUGGAAAAAGUGAGAAUGCUUAAGAGUGACGGGAGACUGGGGUACAGAGGCCAAAAUGUGGGAACUCCCGACUUCUACACAAGUCAGUCCCAUUGCAUGCUGGGUAUUGUAGUCUUACAUUGCUUCACUGCAGUAUUUGUGUCUGUCAGAGAAUGGCGGGAAUAAGUCCAGCAGGACAAACCAAUCAGAAAAGGGGUCACAUGCCCCUCACAAAGUUCCCUAAGUGGCCUCCUCCUCCUCACUGGGGCCCCUCAUCCACCUCUACCAUUAGGGGGCGGGGCUGCAGAGCUUGGGAAGUGUGUGUGGGCGGAGUAAUUAGGCGCGGAGCACGUUCCAUGAGAGGAAAUGAGACGGUGGAAGUGACCAGUCUGCGGUUCCUCCGCUGCACUAUUUGUCUAUGUCAGAGAAUGGGGGGAAUAGAAGUUCCGCAGGAUAAACCAAUCAGCAGGGGGUCACAUGCCCCUCACAACCUUCAAGUUUUAGUUGAAGUACAAAUAUCAAUUCUCUCCACAGUCCCUGUAGCGCUAUAUAACGGAUUUUGCGCGAAUGUACAACUAUCGUGUGAUGGUCUGAAUAAAACCUUUAGUCAUGACAUAAGCGCAAUGAAACCAUUACCAACUGAGGGCAGCACAAAACUCACACAUAUGGGCUCCAGCUGCCCCUAGGCCCCUGAUGACGUUUCUAGCACCGCCCUCAAAGUCCUGCGCGGCGCUGGAUUUCAGCCACGCCCCACAACUCCACAGUCCUGUGCGGCGCGGCGGGAAGGCCCCGCCUCUCUCUCUCUGGCAGACAGUAUCGCCUCCUCUCAGUCCUGUGCGGCGCUUGGCUAGGGUUGAUCACGCCCCUUGCUACGUCACUGGUACGCCCCGCCCUCCUGUGCGGUGCUGAGCAGAGCUGACCCUGUGAUGUCUCAGGUCCCAAUGUUCGGACGGAGGGCAGAGAGAAGAAAAAAGGUGAAAGAAGCGCGAGCGGCCGUGGCCACAACGGAGACAGAAGGACAUGACGUGCUGGGGGGACCCCAAGUGGGACAAGAAGAAGAAGAGGAAGCAGCGAGGAGGAGCGGUCACGUGGGGCAGGAAAGCUCGGGGAUUAACAUGAAGGAGGAGGCCACGGGGGACGGCAGCUUUACGGAUGUUUUGUACCCGGACCUAUGUCACUCACAAGUGGCAGGACUCUCUCCAUCCCCUCGUCCUGCCUGCUGGAAUUCCCCGGACAUUAGUGGAGAUAGCCAGAUCCUCGGAGGAGUAGCACCGGAACAUUAUGAAGAGAGGGCUUCCAGGCCUGGGAACAGCCGAAUUCCUGGGAAAGACCACCGACGUUAUUACCACAAUCAUUGGAGGCUGGAAUACUUGAUGGACUAUAAUGCUGGCAGUCACAGCAUGAUCUGCAUGGUGUGUGGAAGCUCAUUAGCCACUUUGAAACUCAGCACCAUCAAACGUCACAUUCUGCAAAAACACCCCUAUUCCUUAAAUUGGACAUCCAGUGAAAAAGAGGUUAUUAUUGGCAGUUGGGAUGCACACCUUUCUGUGGAUGCUCAGACACUUACAGCUGCAGAGGACCCUGGUAUCCCUAUUCCUAAAAAAAGGCGAAGGCGCCUCCCCCCUGUUAGUAAAGGAACCUGGCGCCCCUUACUGGGACCUGAACUUUCACAGCCUUCUCCACCGGACACGAGUCAUUUAGAACAGUAUUUGAACGAAUCACUCCAGCACUGGUUCAGAGUUGAAUUCCUAAUGGAUUAUGAUUGUCAGUGUAACCAGCUCCACUGCAUGAUGUGUGCUACAGUCCUACCCAGCCUUAACCUGGCUGACAUAAAAAACCACAUACUACAGACUCACCCAACAUCCUUACAGCUUACGCCUAGUCAGAAAAGUGUGAUCCUCGAAGCUUGGGCAAGUCGUGGAGAGAACAUAGAGGAAGAGGUGGAAGAUGAAUUCGAAGAUGACGAUGAAGAGGAAGAAGAAGAUGAUGUUUUGGAAAAAACAGAAGUGGAGGAAAGUAAUGAUAACGUUAACAUGGUUGUAAAUGCUGACAAGGAGAUUUUAGAGGGGCUUCAAAAAGAAAAGAGUGCUGUUACAUUAGAGAUGAUGGAAGAUGGACUUUCUAGGGAUAAGGAGUCCCAAAUGGUUGAGAAAGAGCAGCUUAAGUUGAGUAAUGCACCACAACUGGAGGAAGAGAGAGAUGAUGAAAUACUAGAAGAUGAUAAACAUAAGACAAGAAAAUCUCUGGGCCCAACAGAUGAAAAGCAAGAUGUCAGCAAAGCUCCAGAUCUGGAGGAAGAGGCCACAAAAUCAAAAAAGUCUCCAUUGAUGGAAGGAAAGCACUUAAACAAGAAAGAGGCUUUGUUAUGGGACAAUAAGAACAUUAAGCCAACACCUGCUCUUCAGUCAGAAAAGGAGGAGAAGAGACCGGAAGAGCCUUUAAAUAAAAUCCAUAAAUCAUUAAAGGAGCAAAAACAAAAUGAAGAUGCCCCAAGUGAGGAAGGCAUGAUUACUGAAGCAGAUCAGCUACAGAGGAGAAAGCUACAAAAAGAAACGUCCCAGGCAAUAGAGGAGGAACAUGCAACAGAACCGAAGCAAGGGUGUCAUGAUGAGAGGUUGCAAAGUACGGUGGAUGUAGAAAAGAUGCUUCCCUUGGAUGCAGAAACCAAACAGACAGUGAAAACGCAGCAUGUAGAUCUCAAUGGAAAGGCGGUGCUGGGCAUUGGCCUCCCUGUAUUAAAAGUGGACUCGCAAGCACCAAUCAUCAUUGCUCGUGUAUCUGUCAUACCAGACUCUUCCGUCAUCCAUCCCUUGAAACCUUGCCUUAUGAAGCCUUGGAAGCCGUCCACCCUCCAGCCCAUUAUGCCCUCCCCAGUCCAGCCCAUCAUGUCCACCCCAGCCCAACCCAUAAUGACCAUGCCCUCCUCUCUCCAGCCCUUAAUGCCCAUGCCAGUCCCUAGCACAGCACUUAUCCAACCCAUAAAACCUGCCAUUGUUCAACCUUUGUCACCCACCCCCAGUCUUCCCUUGAACCUGAACCCUUCCCUUUUUACUUUAUCAGCAACGUCUGAACUGGCAAAAUCCUGGCGAGCUAUUGCUCCCAAAGUUUCUGCAACAGAGUUAACUCUUCCUGAACCACCUUCUGCUGAUAUUAUCCGUUGGCCUCUUGGAGUUGACCCCCUGCUUUGGGAAGUUUGCCUUUGGAGGGAGAACAAGGCCAAUAGCCAAUAUGGUGCCUAUCAGCUCCACUGGCACUCAGAUUUCAUGAUGGAUUACAAUGGGCUGCGGGGCAGUGUUGUAUGCAUGUACUGCUGCUCAUCCCUCAAUGUACUGAAAGAGAGUAGCAUCAAAAGGCACAUCAUCCAGAAACAUCCACACACAGGGAACUUUACGGCUGAAGCUAAAAUGUCUGUUAUCCAAGAGUGGGAGACACGGGUAGCUGAAGUGAGAAAGAUGGUGCCUGGUCCACAGAAAGAAGCAACCAGUGAUUCAGACACAGUCCAGUAUGGUGCCACUGUGGCAAAUGGUGACCCCGUUGAAGAGGCAGAAGAAGAGAAAAGUACUUUGACAAAUGUGCAGAACACAGAGGGGCGUGGAGCCUCAUGGGAAUUUGCUUUUGGAAGAGUCCAAGGAAAGACAAAUGAUCCGUGCACAUACCAGCAUGAGCGCUGGAAGCUCGAAUAUCUGAUGGAUUACACUCCCCAGAAGGAUGGAUUAAUAUGUAUGGUGUGUGGAGUGAUUUUGAUGAAUCCUAAAAUUAGUGCUGUUAAGAUGCAUAUCCAACAGAAGCACCCAGAUACCACCUACCUUAGUGACCAAGAGAAGACUGUGGUCAUGGAGGAGUGGGAACAAAAAGUGGCUGCAGGACUGAAGAAGACAGCCCAUCAAGAUGGAGGAGAUGAAAUCUAUAUUGAAAUCAAUGAAGAGUCAUCGGUAUCUGGAAACAAUGUAUUAAAUGCUGGCAACUGUGCGUCCUCAGCACCUUCCCUUCCCCCGCCGUGUAACAGCGCUAAGCGCAACUACCAGGUCCGUUGGCGCACAGAAUUCAUGAUGGACUACGACUGUCGCAGGCAGGGCCUUAUCUGCAUGGUGUGCGGGGGAACCCUGGCCACCCUGAAAGUCAGCACCAUUAAGCGUCACAUUGUCCAGGUACAUCCAUAUUCAGUGGACUUCACAGCAGAGGAAAGGCAGAGGAUUCUAGAGGCAUACAGUGAGAUGGCUCUACAUUACAUACACUCUGAGGAGUGUUUCAAACAACAGCCACAGGAUGACGUGGAAAAGGGCAGAAAGAAGAAUUUAGAGUAAAACAACAAACUGGCCCAACGUUUUUUGUGUGGGGCAGAAGAUCUUUUCUUUUAGUGGCUUUACCCUGCUCUGAUGAAAGGAUGAUUUCCACAUACUUUGGUUUCCAUUCUUUUUUUUGUCACUCGUUAUCUCCUUAUGUAGUGCAACAAUGUUUUUUUUUAUGGUUUCUGACAGAGGCUUGUGUUGUGGCUACUUUGGCCCCUUCCUGUCAGAUACUGACUGACUGUCCCAGAAUUUCAUUUGAGAACCCUGCAGAGCUCCAGUAUUGCUGCUUCCUACAAUAUGAAUAACCAUGUUCCUGUCUUUUUGCCAUGUUGUACAACACUCUGCUGAGACCCACCCAAAAAAAUAAUCUCCUUCUGUUAAAGGGAUACUGUCAUGGGAAAAAAAUGUUUUGUUUUUUUUUCAAAACGCAUCAGUUAAU